Messenger RNA from Homalodisca vitripennis (glassy-winged sharpshooter), 1322 nucleotides. RefSeq names its product neprilysin-1-like. The record is from RefSeq and is a predicted model, not a curated record. Gene Ontology annotation, biological process: protein processing. Gene Ontology annotation, molecular function: metalloendopeptidase activity. Lineage: Eukaryota; Metazoa; Arthropoda; Insecta; Hemiptera; Cicadellidae. Gene Ontology annotation, cellular component: plasma membrane.
CAAAGAACACUGAUUAUGAAGAAUAUACCCCACAAGACAGUUCUACAUCCUCAGAAGCAGUGUUCAUGAGUGAAACAUCUACAGCUCGGACUUGUUCUAUUCCUGCUGCACCUGCAUGUCCAGUCUGCCCAACCCUGCAGAAUCCGACUACAACUACUGUCACAGAGACUACACCUGCAAUAGUGGACAAAGUGUGCGAAACCAAAGAGUGCUACGCCACUGCCGGACGGAUGUUGUCGUUGGUGGAUGUCACAGUGGAUCCUUGUGAGGACUUCUACUCCUACGCUUGUGGUGGAAUAUUGGAUAAUCCAACUGUUCUGGAAGAAGAUCCGGAAAUUGAUGUGUGGGACAGAAUGAAAAAAGCUGUAAAGGCCAUAUCGCCUCUCAGUCCAGCGUCUCAUCAGAAGUUAAAGAACUACUACGAGGGGUGUGUUCAUUAUGACAAACUUAUCUCAGAGGAGGAGAGAAAAAUAGAAGGUCGUAAAAUACUGGACAGUGUAGGACUGUUUGUGAACGCUACAAGUGAUCCUCAGAAUGACUUCACAGAACUUCUCAUCAGUCUCUUUAAACACGGCAGUGAACCACUGUUCAGACUCCAACUUGAUGUGGACUCUACCAAUUCCUCUUUUUUCCAAAUGGCAAUCACAGUACCUGACUGGUCAUCUUCUCAUUUCCGACCUGCUGCUGAGAGGAACAAAAAGUGUAGGCACAAACCAUCAGAUAAGAUUCCCGAGGACCUUCGCGUGGCUUACUCAGCUUACACAAACUGUAAGAACAAUUUCUCAAACUUCAUGGAAACAACACAAAAAGCCUUGGAGUAUUUUGGAGUAUUCGACUACAUGGAUCAUUUUGAAUCAGCUCAACUCAUUCAAGAGAUCCGGAUAUCAAUUGAAUUUGAUAUUUUGGAGCUACUUGCAGAGCUUCCCACACCAGAUGUUGUGCAAGACAGUAUCCAGAAAAAAGACUAUAAACUCAUUAUUAAACCUCAGCUAGAAGCAACUAUUCCACAGAUCUCUUGGAGUUUUCUAUUUUCCACUUUACUAAACGUUGAGUUGGAUGAUAGUUCUUAUGUGCAAGUUUACUUUUUGGAUGAAAUAAGCAAUUUUUUCAACAAGCUUCAGACUAAAGAUGUGAGGACUGUACACAACUCUCUGCUAGCAGUGUUUGCACACAACCUGUACAAAGACCUGAUGUUGACCCACAGCCCAUGUGAUCGCGAGCAGUAUUGUUUGCACGUGGCUGCUAGUCUCAUGCCAGCUGUAGUGUCCAACUUGUACCUCGGAACCUUCCCUGCCGAUACUGACAGGGAUCUGCGGACUCAG